UGCUUUAGGGUAUUACGGUACUGGGCCCUGCUGGAAAUAAUGCCACAAAGAAGUGAGGAGAGGAGUAGGUGAUCUCUGAGGAAUCCAUCAAGCGUUGCCUUUUAAUAAGCAGUCCAUAAGCUAAAACUAAUCGACGUUUUCUUUGGAUUUAAAUAUAUUAUGAGCGAUAGAUAUGACGGAAAUGUACUCAACUCUGUUCGGGCAAAACGAAACUCAGGGACCGGCCGGCUCCUCGUCUCUGGGCUUCGGACCGGGGAAACCUCCGCCGCCCAUGCCGCAGAAUCAAGUCUCCAUGACGGGUCAGAUGCCAGCGCAGCUCGGGGAUGAAGGGCCUGCUCUGCGGAAACCCGGAGCCAUGAAUGAGCCUUUCUACUUACUGCGAGAGCUUCCCGUUGGAAACGAGCUAACGGGAAACACCAACCUCAUCACGCACUACAAUUUGGAGCACGCUUACAACAAGUUCUGUGGGAAGAAGGUGAAGGAGAAACUCAGCAACUUCCUGCCAGAGUUGCCAGGGAUGAUUGACUGUCCGGGCACUCAGGAUGGCAGCUCACUUCGCUCUCUCAUCGAUAAACCUCCCGUCUGUGGGAACUCGUUCAGCCCACUGACUGGCGCGCUGCUCACAGGCUUCAGACUACACACAGGACCGCUUCCAGAACAGUACAGACUCAUGCACAUACAGCCUCCAAAGAAGAAGAGCAAACACAAGCACAAGCACCAUCGACCGCAAGACCCGUUACCACAAGGUACGACUCCAGAAACUCCAUCAGACUCUGAUCCCAAGAAGAAAAAGAAGAAAAGAGACGACGAUCCCGACCGCAAGAAAAAGAAGAAAGACAAGAAAAAGAAAAAGAACCGACACAGCCCCGACCACCCCGGGCUCGCUGGCUCACAACCCAACAGCAACAGCCUCAGAUAGACAGGAGCCCACUGUGUGCAUGCCCGUGUCUGAAUGUGCAACUUUUGUAAGAGGGUAUGUGUGUGUGUGUGUGUGUGUAUUUUACAGAUAAUUGUAUUAUUCAGAGUAUGUUUAAUGAGAGAAACAAAUUGAAGAAUGCUGCGUGACUGUGAGAGCGAGCAGUGACAGAGUGGAUGUUUCGUGAUGGAGCAAACAAAAUGUUACAGAACAGUGUAAAAGCUGCGCGUGUGUUGAUAUCUUUUGACCAUAAUGCCAAAAUAAAAACGAACUUUGAUUAUCUUUG
Messenger RNA from Salarias fasciatus (jewelled blenny), 1202 nucleotides. RefSeq names its product mediator complex subunit 19a (gene med19a). The coding region runs from base 173 to 919 and encodes 248 amino acids. Gene Ontology annotation, biological process: positive regulation of transcription by RNA polymerase II. Gene Ontology annotation, cellular component: mediator complex. Gene Ontology annotation, molecular function: transcription factor binding; transcription coregulator activity. The transcript has 6 exons. Lineage: Eukaryota; Metazoa; Chordata; Actinopteri; Blenniiformes; Blenniidae. The record is from RefSeq and is a predicted model, not a curated record.